GAGAAUGUUACGGUAAUUGAAGACAAUAAAUUGCCGGAAGAUGCGAGUGCUUUCAUGGCAGCUGCAUGUGAUGUUCUAAGUAGUAAAAAACCAGACAUCCUAGUACAACUAAUACACGCAACAGAAGAUAAGGGAUUUAUUCUCCUUCAAGAGAGCGGUAUUAAUAAAGAUACAUUUCCUUUCCUUAAAUCAUGCGGGCUGAACAUCGUUUUAGAGAAAAGUCUCAAUAAGCAGACUUUACUGCUUCUGAAGAAAGAAGAGAAGCCACCUCAGAAAACAGAGGUAGUGCACGUAAACAAUAAUGAAUUCAGUUGGAUUGAAAAGGUGAAAAUGAUUAUGAAGAACGAGAAAGAUAAAAAAACUAAUGAAACAACAAGACUGGUGCUAGUUGCCGAAGGAGAUAUGGAGAAUGGUUUAUUAGGUAUGGUCAAAUGUUUGAGAAGAGAACCUAAUGGUGAAAUUGUCAAGGCUGUAAUAAUUCAAGAUAAGAAUGCACCAAAGUUUUCAUUAAACGAUCCAUUUUACUCUGAACAACUGGACAUAAACAUUGGUUAUAAUGUUUUAAGACCGGGUAGAAUUUGGGGUACUUACAGACACGUACCAUAUCCGGAAGUGAAGCCAGUUCCAGUUCCAAAUGGAUAUGUCAACUUAAAAGUAAGAGGAGAUUUGAGUUCCAUUCAGUGGAUGCAGGGUCCAAUACAACCUGAUGCGAAGUACGAUAAUAUCGUGAAGGUGGUGUACGCUUCUUUGAACUUUCGAGAUGUGAUGCUAGCUACGGGAAAACUAAUGCCAGAAGCCAUUACAAGGAAAAGAGAAAGUACAGACUGCUUAAUCGGCUUCGAAUUCAGCGGCAUCGACUCCAAUGGUCGGCGAGUAAUGGGCUUUGUAGAUAGCAAGGCUAUAUCGAAUCUAGUCACUCCUGAUAAAUUAAAUGUGUGGCCAGUACCAGAUGAGUGGUCCCUCGAAGAUGCAGCAACAAUUCCGUCUGCCUACUUCACCGUACUCUACGCUUUCUUCUACUUCGGAAAAUUAAAAAAAGGGGAAAAGGUACUGAUCCAUGCAGGAAGUGGUGCUGUAGGUCAGGCAGCGAUCAACGUGGCCCUCGCAGAAGGUUGCGAGGUCUUCGCUACAGUGGGCACGCCCGAAAAACGCAAGUUCAUUAAGGAAACCUUCCCCAGCAUAGAUGAUGAUCAUAUAGGAAACUCUCGAGAUACUAGUUUUGAACAGAUGGUGAUGAAACAAACGCACGGAAAAGGUGUCGAUGUAGUUUUAAAUUCUUUAGCUGAAGACAAACUCCAAGCAUCUGUUAGAUGCUUGGGUUACCGCGGCCGUUUCUUAGAAAUUGGUAAAUUCGACUUGGCGGCUAACAAUAAACUAGGAAUGGAGAUAUUUUUGAAAGAAAUAAGUUUUCAUGGAGUUUUACUGGAUAGCAUGAUCGCCGGUAUUUCGCCUGUUCUACAAGAAGAAAUGUAUAAUUUUAUUAAUAAACAAUUGAAAGAUAGGGCUAAAGCUAUCAAGCCGAUAGUACGGAAGACCUUCCAGAAGGAUCAGUUGGAAGAAGCAUUCAGGUACAUGGCAGCAGGAAAGCAUAUUGGAAAGGUAAUUAUUUUUAUUCUUCAUUUUUCCCUAACGUCAUUUUUAACAUCAACUGAUUUGACCGUUCUUCACCGAAUACUGUUAUUGUUUCUUCUACAGAUUGUAAUUAAAAUAGCAGACGAAGAGACUCCUCUAAAUACUCAUGUUCUUGCUUAUCCUCGUUUCAACGCUAUGAAAGGCAAAAGUUACGUACUUGUUGGUGGUUUAGGUGGACUUGGUCUUGAGGUUGCAGACUGGCUCGUUUUACGUGGUGCUAAGAACUUAGUAAUGGUUUCCAGAAAUGGAAUAAAAACUGGGUAUCAGAGACUGAGGACAGAAGUAUGGAAAUCCUAUGGCGUGAAGGUUCAAAUUAUUUCCGGCGUAGAUGCUUCAAAAACGGACGAUUGCGAAUUCAUUUUACGAUCAGCAGAGAAACAGGCUCCUGUCGAUGGCAUCUUCAAUCUGGCAGCGGUGUUGAAAGAUUGUUUAAUGGAAAACCAAACAGUAAAAUUGUUUGAAGAGAGCAUGAAACCAAAGGCUAAAAUCACUAAGAAAUUGGACGAAGUUUCAAGGAAAACUUGUCCAAAACUUCGAUACUUCGUAGUCUUUUCUUCCCUGUCGUGUGGAAGGGGAACUGCUGGACAAACUAAUUAUGGUAUGGGAAACGCCGUGUUGGAGAGAAUUUGCGAAAGAAGAGUAGAAGAAGGCCUUCCUGGCAUGGCAAUUCAGUGGGGAGCUGUUGGAGAUGUCGGUCUUGCAGCUGACAUGUUGGAAAAUAGGCAGCAAUUAGAAAUUGGUGGAACAUUGCCCCAAAGGAUAUCUUCGUGUUUGGAAGAAUUCGAUAAAUUUAUGUGUCAGAGUAGACCAAUUGUGGCUAGCAUGGUAGUGGCUGAAAAACGACCGAGCGCCAGUAAGGUUAGCACCGUCCUUGAAGCGAUGAUGAAUAUAAUGAAUAUAAAGGAUCUUAAAACUGUGAGCCAGACUACUUCUUUGGCUGAACUAGGGAUGGACUCCAUGAUGUUAGUAGAAAUAAAACAAACUUUAGAGAGAGAUUUCGAACUAUUUCUGACACCGCAGGAUAUCAGAGCCCUGAAUUUCGCCAAGCUUAUGGCAAUGUCUACCACAGAUACCAAAAAGCAAACGAAACAAACUAAGAAGAGAGUUGAAAAGACGGAAAAUUUAGGUGGCAUGCAAAUACUGAUGAGGACCAUAAAUGUUUCUCUAUUAGAUGGACAGUAUUGUGUACAACUACCUGUUAAAUGUGGUCAGGAAAAGAACGAAGUAUUCCUUAUACCCGGUAUUGAAGGAUCUGCUGAAAUAUUCACUGCUUUAGCACCGAAAUUAAAAUUACCUGCUACUUGUCUACAACUAGGAAUAAACGAUUCGGUUGAAUCUAUAGAAGACAUGGCUGAUCUCCUCAUACCUCACAUUCUAGCAAGGACCAAAGGUCGCAGAGAUUUUGUGAUUGUGGGAUACUCAUAUGGAUCACUAGUAGCUAUAGAGUUAAUAAGGAAACUGGAAGCUCGUGCGUUAGUUGGGCACCUUAUAUUAUUAGAUGGUUCUCCCGAUUACAUGAAAGCCAUAAAGUUUGAACACUUCGUAGCUGCUUCAGAACACGAAUAUCAAAAUAAAUUUCUAUCUGACGUGUUGCGCGUCGUCAGAUCACCCACUUUCUUGCAGUGUAAAUUAGAAUUGCUGAAUUGCAAUGAUUGGGACGAAAAAUUAAACGUGACAAUCAAACACAUGCCUGAUGAAGUACAUAAAAUCUAUUCUCCGGAUGUUCAGAAAGCAAUUAUUUCGUUUAUAUUCAAACGUCUGUGUUUGUUAGACAAAUAUGACCCGUCUACCACGUCACCUCUUAGUACACCUAUUACAUUAUUGGUACCAACAAAUCCAGCUACACAAUUACCGGAUCCAGAUUAUGGUCUCAGCAAGUUGACGCAUGGAAAAGUAACAGUGCACAAGAUUGAAGGAAAUCACAUAACGAUGUUGGAUAAUAAAAAGGUUGUGGCUGUUAUUAAUGGCGACCCAAUAGAGGAUGAGGACAUAUUCAAAGAAACUCUAAAUCUGCCAAAUGUUGAUAUAGAGUUAAAAGGCGAGAACUUCAAUUUCAUGGGAAUAUCGUAGAAAUAGGAUAAAAUGUCGAAACUAAACGUGUAUUGCGAAGACUCUUUUACAAAGACGUUAUUAAAAUAUACACCUUUACUAUAAUUAUACGUGUAUCUUUGUAUUGUAAUUUCUAACUCGUAUAACAAAGCAUCAGUAUAUUCCUUAUGCAUCAAUAUGUAUAUGCCACAAUAAUGCAACUUCAAUUAUAAUUGUUUGAAGAUCAAUGAUUUUUACAAGAUUUAAGAGCAUUGCUCGGCCUUGUUCAUACUUAUUAAUUCGUGUAACGAGAAUUCGAAUAUGAAAUAUGCGUAAAUAUGCGUUGGUUACUCGGAAUUACAUAUGCGGGAAAGGGAGCGAAAAUAUUCGACGUCUACGCCACUUAGCGGAAAAUUAGCUUCCCUGCAGAAAAAACGACCGAGCCUCGCUAUCAUUCUGCUUUUAGUCAGCUUAGGCCUUCGAUCGCUUCAGACGAUAAUCGUACGGAAAAGGUCGAUCUCAGGCGAGUUCAAUUGAACGAAGGUGUACCUCCGCUGGGAUUAACGAGAUGAUCUUGCCGCUAGUUUCCAUACGGUCAUCGUUCAAUUUUCCUAGGGCCGAUAUGAACGGAAGAUUAUCUUCCGUUCCUGAUUUAAACAUUGAUUCCUGUGUCGGAACAAGAAUACGUUACUCUGAGAACGUAUUUGAGUCACGAUCGUCCCGUAAUCCUCGAAAUAUUCUUGGCUGAUUACCGGUCGAGAAACCACGUCCUGAUAUAGGGCCUGCAGCAGGUUUGAUAUUGAAUCACUCGGUAACCUGUAGUGUACCGCGGAAAAAACGACGGAUGAGUUUCCCUGGUAAGGUACACCGUGGAAUAAGGAGGUGUAGCUUGUGAGGAGAUUGUCCAUCGUAUAGGGUCAGUCGGAGAUUCGGCCUUACAACACGGGCUCCCACACCCAGCAGAAGUAGCUGAGUGUGCACCGAGCAAGGAGCGAUCCGUGGUCUCUGUUUCGGCGUAACGAAUCAGUGCAAUUUCCGAGGCUCUCCUCACCCGAUUACGGGUUAGUUGAGAAAUACUCGAAGCGAGAGUUUACUCUCGAUAAUUUAAAUACAGUCCACUUUAGUCGUUAAGGAAUAGAAUUUAAUUUGGUUCCAUUCUUUUUUUUUUAUUUU
Molecule: messenger RNA, 4833 nt
Organism: Ceratina calcarata
Lineage: Eukaryota; Metazoa; Arthropoda; Insecta; Hymenoptera; Apidae
Product: fatty acid synthase-like
Exons: 7
Coding region: 55-3702 (1215 amino acids)
Biological process (GO): fatty acid biosynthetic process
Molecular function (GO): oxidoreductase activity; fatty acid synthase activity; phosphopantetheine binding
Source: RefSeq, a predicted model, not a curated record